This is a messenger RNA of Salvia miltiorrhiza (redroot sage), 3818 nucleotides long. Its product is annotated as serine/threonine-protein kinase BRI1-like 2. The transcript has a single exon. Gene Ontology annotation, molecular function: protein kinase activity; ATP binding; protein binding. Gene Ontology annotation, cellular component: plasma membrane. The record is from RefSeq and is a predicted model, not a curated record. Bases 349 to 3714 code for a protein of 1121 amino acids. NCBI's taxonomy places the organism in Eukaryota, Viridiplantae, Streptophyta, Magnoliopsida, Lamiales, Lamiaceae. Gene Ontology annotation, biological process: protein phosphorylation.
AUUAUUAUGAGCAAAGGGCCACUGUAUUAGAUUUCGAACCAUAAUAUCGAUCUACAUCAUCAUAGUAGUAAUACAUAAAUGUACACAUCGACGUGUAACACGAAAAUACACCAACCCCCUCCCCCCUUUUUUGUAUGUAUAAUACAGUCUUGUUCUUCUUGAUUAUUCAUUCAUUCCCACUUUCCCUCCCUUUUUGAAUAUAAAAAACAUAUGCAUGACUUUUUUGUAAAAGAUCCUUACUUCACACAAAGGAACUCUCAUCAUUCUCCUCACCACUCCAAUUCUCUCUCUCUCUCUCACUAAAGAUCCCGGACUCGGAGUUUGCCUGCAGCCGAUCGAGUUUGAUGAAUGGAGAUGAAGAUGUUGCUAGCUCACCUCGCUCUCCUCCUACUCUCCACCGCCGCCGUCUCUUCUUCGCAGCGAAGAUCAUCAACAUCAACACCAUCAUCACAGACCGAUAAACUCGCCCUCCUCUCCUUCAAGAAGAUGAUCCAGCAAGAUCCCGACGGCACUCUCUCCGACUGGCAGCGCAACACCGACCCAUGCACGUUUCACGGCGUCACCUGCAACGAUCAACGCCGUGUCACCGCCCUCGAUCUCGCCCAAUCCAACCUCGUCGGCCAAAUCUCCUUCUCCCCAUUUUCCUCACUAGACAUGCUCGUCUCCCUCAACCUCUCCGCCAACUCCUUCGCCAUCAAUGCCAACUCUUCUCUCCUGCAAAUCCCCUACGCCGUUAAGGAGCUCGAGCUCUCCUUCUCCGGCGUCAUCGGCCACAUACCGGAGAAGAUGUUCGCCAACUGCCCCAACCUCGAGUACGUCAAUCUAGCCUUCAACAACAUCACCGGAUUCCUGCCUGAGAAUCUCUUCCUUGACAUCGACAAGCUUAAAUAUCUCGACCUCUCCUACAACAACAUCUCCGGCAUGAUAUCCGACUUGAAGAUCGAGAGGUGCGGCUCUCUGUCUCAUCUCGAUUGGUCGGGAAAUCAGAUUGCGGGAUCACUACCUCCGUCCUUCUCCAACUGCACCAGCCUAGUGGAGCUGAUUAUGCCGGAGAAUUUCCUCUCCGGCCAAAUCCCCUCCGCUUUCGGCGCGCUGAAAAGCCUGCAAACCCUAGACCUCUCCCACAACCACCUCACCGGCUGGAUCCCGCCGGAGCUCGGCAACACGUGUGCCUCCCUCGUCGACCUCAAGCUCUCGAAGAACAACAUCACCGGAUCGAUCCCCGCCACCUUUGCGUCAUGCUCGUCUCUGCAGACGCUCGAUCUCUCCAACAACAACUUGACGGGACCUUUCCCGGAUUCCAUUCUCGAAAAGUUGUCGUCUCUGGAGACCCUCCUGCUCAGCGGCAACUGGAUUUCCGGCGAAUUUCCGGCGUCCAUUUCCUUCUGCAAGAACCUGAGGGUGGCGGACUUCAGCUCCAACAGAUUGUCCGGGAACAUUCCCCCGGACAUAUGCCCCGGCGCCGCCUCGCUGGAGGAGCUCAGGGCGCCGGACAAUCUCCUCUAUGGCCCGAUCCCGACUCAACUGUCUCUCUGCUCACAGCUGAAGAUCAUCGACUUCAGCAUCAAUUACAUCAACGGAUCCAUUCCCAAGGAAUUAGGAAAUCUCGAGAAUCUGGAGCAGCUCAUUGCCUGGUACAACGGUUUGGAAGGGAGCAUACCGCCGGAGCUGGGGAACUGCAAGAAGCUGAAGAAUCUGAUAUUAAAUAACAAUCAUUUAAGCGGCACAAUCCCGACGGAACUAUUCAAUUGCGCUAACAUAGAAUGGAUUUCCCUCACCAGCAACGCCCUCACCGGCGAAAUCCCCAAAGAAUUCGGGGUUUUAACACGGCUGGCGGUUUUGCAGCUCGCGAGCAACAGUUUAAGUGGGCAGAUUCCCAAGGAGUUAGCCAAUUGCACCAGUUUGGUAUGGUUAGACCUCAACAGCAACCAGUUGAGCGGCGAGAUCCCGCCGCGGCUGGGGCGGCAGCUCGGGGCGAAGGCGCUCACCGGAAUUUUAUCAGGAAACACAUUAGUCUUCGUCCGAAAUGUGGGGAACUCGUGCAGGGGAGUCGGGGGCCUUCUGGAAUUCGCCGGCAUUCGCCCCGAGAGGCUGCUGCAGGUGCCGUCGCUCAGGAGCUGCGAUUUCACCAGGCUCUAUUCCGGCCCUGUUUUGAGUCUUUUCACGCGGUAUCAGACGCUCGAGUACCUCGAUCUCUCUUAUAAUCAGCUCCGCGGCAAAAUCCCGGAUGCGUUUGGUGAGAUGAUAGCUCUGCAGGUUCUGGUUAUAUCGCAUAACCAGUUAUCCGGCGAGAUUCCGGCGACGCUAGGGCAGCUAAAGGAUAUCGGAGUGUUCGACGCGUCGCACAACAGACUGCAGGGGCAUAUUCCCGAGUCCUUCUCCAUGCUGUCGUUCCUGGUGCAGAUUGAUCUGUCGUAUAACGAGCUCACCGGCCAGAUUCCGCAGAGGGGCCAGCUGAGCACUCUUCCGGCGAGCCAGUACGCGAAUAACCCCGGCCUCUGCGGCGUUCCGUUGCCGGAAUGCCAGUACAGCCAGGCUUCCUCCAAUCCUGAUGAUGAGCAAGGGGGAAGAAGUAGCGGGAGGAGUGCCACGUGGGCUAACAGCAUCGUGAUGGGGAUACUCAUAUCCGUCGCCGCCGUAUGCAUCCUGAUCGUGUGGGCCAUCGCGGUGCGCGCGCGGCGGAGGGAGGCGGAGGGGGUUAAGAUGCUGAGCAGCCUGCAGGCCUCCCACGCCGCCACCACGUGGAAGAUCGACAAGGAGAGGGAGCCACUCAGCAUCAACGUCGCCACCUUCCAGCGCCAGCUGAGGAAGCUCAAAUUCUCGCAGCUCAUCGAGGCCACCAACGGGUUCUCCGCCGCCAGCAUGAUCGGCUCCGGCGGGUUCGGGGAGGUCUUCAAGGCCACGCUCAAGGACGGGUCGAGCGUGGCCAUAAAGAAACUCAUACGCCUAAGCUGCCAAGGCGACAGAGAGUUCAUGGCAGAGAUGGAGACGCUGGGGAAGAUCAAGCACAAGAAUCUGGUGCCAUUACUAGGCUACUGCAAGAUCGGGGAGGAAAGGCUGCUAGUGUACGAGUUCAUGGCAUACGGCAGCCUGGAGGAGAUGCUCCACGGGAAGGCGAGGGGGGGCAGGGUGCUCCGGUGGGGGGAGCGGAAGAAGAUCGCGCGGGGGGCCGGGAAGGGGCUCUGCUUCCUCCACCACAACUGCAUCCCGCACAUCAUCCACCGGGACAUGAAGUCGAGCAACGUGCUGCUGGACAACGACAUGGAGGCGCGGGUGUCGGACUUCGGGAUGGCGAGGCUGAUCAGCGCGCUGGACACGCACCUGAGCGUGAGCACGCUGGCGGGGACGCCCGGGUACGUGCCGCCCGAGUACUACCAGAGCUUCCGGUGCACGUCGAGGGGGGACGUGUACUCGUUCGGGGUGAUCCUGCUGGAGCUGCUCACGGGGAAGAGGCCCACGGACAAGGAGGACUUCGGGGACACCAAUCUGGUGGGGUGGGUGAAGGGGAAGGUGAGGGAAGGGAAGGGGAUGGAGGUCAUCGACGCCCAGCUGCAUGAGGAUGAGGACGAGGACGAGGCCGAGCAGGUGAAGGAGAUGGUUAGGUAUUUGGAGAUCUCGCUGCAGUGCGUCGACGACUUCCCCUCCAAGCGCCCCAAUAUGCUGCAGGUCGUCGCCAUGCUCAGGGACCUUGGAUCCGCCCCCAACAGCGCUUAAUUCAUCACCUCUUUCUCUUUCUCUAUGUUUUUUUUCUUUUUCUUUCUCAUAAUUGUAAUAUCACCUUUUCUGUCAAUCGAGAUAUCAUCAAAUUUGGAACGGCA